AAAAAAUAUAAAAUUAUGGCCCGCCCCAGCUGGUCUUGGACGCGGGUGCAUUAAUCAGCGAAAUCGAAAUGCUCACCGGCGGCGUUUCCUUGCGUGCGAAAGAACACGCCGGGCCCAAAUGGGGCCGGCCCGUCGGUCCGGCCGCCCGGGCCGGUUGCCAGCCUUGGCCUUCCUGUUGCGGCUUCCUUCGGAGACUUGCGAAGCAAGCACGCGCGGGGGCGCUUGGCUGCGUUUCGCCCCUGGUGUGCCGGCCGCGCUUAUCAAGCUGCC
This is a messenger RNA of Amoebophrya sp. A120, 270 nucleotides long. The record is from the annotation of a GenBank genome assembly. Lineage: Eukaryota; Dinophyceae; Syndiniales; Amoebophryaceae.